AUGUCAUAGUUAGAAUGCAGAAAAGUGCAACUACCACCAACAAAUCAGGCGAAAAUCUAGAUCAUUUUCCAAUCUAAAGUUUUUUAUUUCUGGAGACAGAUCUUGGCCCUAUCCUUAAGAAAGCUCUUCAAUCAAGUACUUGCAGCAUUUUUCUUCUUGAUUCAUCUGUCCAAAUUGAAUGGAUUACUAGAUUGA
Messenger RNA from Stylonychia lemnae, 195 nucleotides. NCBI's taxonomy places the organism in Eukaryota, Ciliophora, Spirotrichea, Sporadotrichida, Oxytrichidae. The record is from the annotation of a GenBank genome assembly.